GAGAGAGAAAGUAGAGAGAGAACACCCCCCCCCAUGUGUGUGUGUAUAUAUAUACAUACAUGUAAGCACAAUCUCUCACCUAUAUAUAGAUAGAGAUAUAUAUACACUUUAGAGAGAGAAAUCAAACCCCAUUUUCUCCUCGAGCUCGUCGUCUCUCUCCAUCCAUCGAUCUUUCGGAAAUCUGCUACUAAUUUAGCUUUUGGAUUAUUCCGGUGGGUUUGAAGAAGAGUUGGUUGGAAUGUCAUCUCUCAGUAGAGAACUGGUCUUCUUGAUCUUACAGUUCCUGGAUGAAGAAAAGUUUAAAGAGACCGUUCACAAGCUUGAACAAGAAUCUGGGUUCUUCUUUAACAUGAAGUAUUUUGAAGAUGAAGUGCACAAUGGGAACUGGGAGGAGGUUGAAAGAUACCUCUCCGGUUUCACAAAAGUGGAUGACAAUCGCUACUCAAUGAAGAUCUUUUUUGAGAUUAGGAAGCAGAAAUACCUUGAAGCACUGGAUAAGCAUGAUCGCUCCAAAGCUGUUGAGAUCCUUGUAAAGGAUCUUAAAGUGUUUGCAUCUUUUAACGAAGAGCUUUUUAAGGAGAUAACUCAGCUGCUGACAUUAGAGAAUUUCAGGGAGAAUGAGCAGCUAUCAAAGUAUGGGGAUACCAAAUCGGCACGAGCCAUUAUGUUAGUUGAGCUGAAAAAGCUUAUCGAGGCAAAUCCCUUGUUUCGUGAUAAGUUGCAGUUCCCAAACCUCAAGAAUUCAAGACUGCGGACACUCAUCAAUCAAAGCUUAAACUGGCAGCAUCAACUUUGUAAAAAUCCUAGGCCGAAUCCAGAUAUUAAAACUCUUUUUGUCGAUCAUUCCUGCGGACAACCUAAUGGUGCACGUGCACCUUCUCCAGCUAACAAUCCCCUGCUUGGAGGAGCAGUACCAAAACCUGGGGGCUUCCCUCCUUUGGGUGCACACGUGCCCUUCCAGCCUACUCCAGCACCUGUUCCAACACCACUGGCUGGUUGGAUGUCUAAUCCACCUACUGGGACUCAUCCAGCAGUUUCUGGUGGACCUAUAGGUCUUGGUGCUCCAACAAUUCCAGCCGCCCUGAAGCAUCCAAGGACCCCACCAACGAAUCCUUCUGUUGAUUUUCCAUCUGCUGAUUCUGAACAUGCUAGCAAAAGAACCAGGCCACUGGGAAUUUCCGAUGAGGUAAAUCUUCCUGUCAAUGUUCUUCCUGUGUCAUUUCCCGGGCAUGCCCAUAGCCAGACUUUCAGUGCACCAGAUGACUUGCCAAAAACAGUAGCUCGGACUUUGAACCAAGGAUCAUCUCCUAUGAGCAUGGAUUUUCAUCCCAUCCAACAGACUCUACUUCUGGUCGGUACCAAUGUGGGAGAUCUUGGUUUGUGGGAAGUUGGUUCAAGAGAGAGGCUGGUCCAGAGAAACUUCAAAGUUUGGGAUCUGGGUUCCUGUACAAUGCCUUUACAGGCUGCUCUGGUGAAAGAUCCUGGUGUUUCUGUGAAUCGCGUAAUUUGGAGCCCUGAUGGAUCUUUGUUUGGAGUUGCAUAUUCACGGCACCUAGUACAGAUCUUUUCAUAUCAUGGAAAUGAUGAUGUUCGUCAGCAUUUGGAGAUUGAUGCUCAUAUUGGCGGAGUAAAUGAUCUCGCAUUCUCCCACCCCAAUAAGCAGCUUUCUGUGAUAACCUGUGGGGAUGACAAGUUUAUCAAGGUUUGGGAUGCCACAACUGGUACCAAACAAUACACUUUUGAAGGUCAUGAGGCCCCUGUCUAUUCUGUCUGUCCUCACCACAAAGAGAAUAUUCAGUUUAUCUUUUCUACAGCAUUGGAUGGAAAGAUUAAGGCUUGGUUAUAUGACAAUUUGGGAUCUCGAGUUGACUAUGAUGCUCCUGGUCGUUGGUGUACGACCAUGGCCUACAGUGCUGAUGGCACAAGGCUUUUUUCUUGUGGGACUAGUAAAGAUGGAGAGUCACACAUUGUUGAAUGGAAUGAAAGUGAAGGCGCUGUGAAGAGAACAUAUCAAGGUUUCCGGAAACGAUCUUUAGGGGUCGUGCAGUUUGAUACGACUAAAAAUAGGUUUUUGGCAGCUGGUGAUGACUUCUCUGUCAAAUUCUGGGACAUGGACAAUACUCAACUUUUGACCAGUACUGACGCUGAUGGAGGUCUUCCAGCAAGUCCACGGAUCCGCUUCAACAAAGAUGGGACUCUCUUGGCCGUUUCUGCCAAUGAAAAUGGAAUCAAAAUUCUAGCAAAUACUGAUGGUCUUCGGUUACUACGCACAUUUGAAAAUCUCGCUUUUGAUGCUUCAAGAGCAUCUGAAGCUGCAAAGCCUACUGUAAACCCAAUAUCUGCUGCAGCUGCCAGCAGUGCAGGACUUACAGAAAGGGUGGCCUCUGUUGUUAGCAUCUCUGCAAUGAAUGGGGAUGCAAGAAAUCUUGGAGAUGUAAAACCCCGAAUAACGGAAGAAACUAAUGACAAAUCAAAGAUUUGGAAGCUCAGUGAAAUUAGUGAACCAUCUCAGUGCCGGUCCUUGAAGCUCCCUGAGAAUUUAAGAGUAACAAAGAUAUCAAGAUUGAUAUACACAAACUCAGGUAAUGCUAUCCUGGCAUUAGCUUCAAAUGCAAUUCAUUUACUCUGGAAAUGGCAGCGAAGUGAGCGUAAUUCAAGUGGAAAGGCAACUGCUACUGUUCCACCGCAAUUAUGGCAACCAUCAAGUGGCAUUUUGAUGACCAAUGAUGUUUCUGACACAAACCCUGAAGAAGCUGUUCCAUGCUUUGCUUUGUCUAAAAAUGACUCUUAUGUAAUGUCUGCAUCGGGGGGAAAGAUCUCUUUAUUCAAUAUGAUGACAUUCAAGACAAUGACAACUUUCAUGCCUCCACCACCAGCAGCAACAUUCUUAGCAUUCCAUCCUCAAGAUAAUAAUAUAAUUGCAAUUGGCAUGGAUGAUUCCACAAUUCAGAUAUAUAAUGUUCGAGUUGAUGAGGUCAAAAGCAAGCUUAAAGGCCACUCAAAAAGGAUUACAGGCCUCGCAUUCUCACAUGUAUUGAAUGUGCUUGUUUCAUCUGGAGCUGAUGCUCAGCUCUGCGUGUGGAGUUCUGAUGGAUGGGAAAAGCAGAAAUCCAGAUUUUUGCAACUUCCUUCUGGGAGAUCACCAGCAGCACAGUCUGAAACACGUGUACAGUUUCAUCAGGACCAGAUUCACUUUCUGGUUGUACACGAAACGCAGCUCGCGAUAUAUGAAACUACAAAGUUAGAAUGUGUAAAGCAGUGGGUACCUCGUGAAUCUGCUGCCCCAAUAUCUCAUGCAACAUUUUCAUGUGAUAGCCAGCUGGUUUAUGCUAGUUUUCUAGAUGCAACUGUGUGCAUAUUCACCGCUGCACACCUCCGUUUGCGAUGUCGCAUUAAUCCUUCUGCAUAUCUUUCUCCGGGAGUCAGUUCAAAUGUACAUCCACUUGUGAUUGCAGCACAUCCACAAGAACCUAAUCAAUUUGCAUUAGGUCUAUCAGAUGGUUCAGUUCAUGUUUUUGAGCCCCUUGAAUCGGAAGGCAAAUGGGGUGUCCCACCACCAGCCGAAAACGGCUCUACAAGCAGUGUACCAACCACUCCUUUAGUUGGAGCUUCAGCCUCAGAUCAGGCACAAAGAUGAUCCAAUAGUAGUCUCAGAAACCUUACAUGCUCUACUUGCCAGCUCCUUGGGAAUUUCGGUAAUGUUGGCUAUCUAAUAUUCUCUAUACUCACUGAUGAAGACUGAAUAGCUUCCGUUCUGGAAAUAAGCUAGCGCCCCCCAUCUUGUUCCAGGAAACUGUGGUAGAACACCUGUACAUUACAUCUUCUUUCCGGGCAUUGUGUAACACAUUCUUCUCUAUAUUUUUCUGGAUACAUGCAGUUUUUGGAGCUGGAUAUGUAAUUAUCUCAGACCUUUGGCUCAAACAUGCCAAUUCACUAACAGUUUGGGUGAGAUGUGAUGUAAGAUUAAUGUUUUUAGUGAGUGUUAACAGUCAAUUUUCCACCUUUAUAGAGAGUAAACAAAUUUCAUUUUUUUGUCC
Molecule: messenger RNA, 4037 nt
Organism: Sesamum indicum (sesame)
Lineage: Eukaryota; Viridiplantae; Streptophyta; Magnoliopsida; Lamiales; Pedaliaceae
Product: protein TOPLESS
Biological process (GO): regulation of DNA-templated transcription
Molecular function (GO): protein binding
Source: RefSeq, a predicted model, not a curated record